This is a messenger RNA of Ciona intestinalis (vase tunicate), 2526 nucleotides long. Lineage: Eukaryota; Metazoa; Chordata; Ascidiacea; Phlebobranchia; Cionidae. The record is from RefSeq and is a predicted model, not a curated record.
CAAUGGCCUCUAGUCGGACUUACCUUUCAAAAUUCCCCUCUUUUUCACUUUUUGCAAUGUAGUAUAUUUACACUUACUAUUUUUACAUUAAUUUCAUACUUACAUGACUAAUAAAACUGUAUUUUUGAACAGUUGUUAUAUUUUUCUUGUCUGUAUUUUUCAGCUCCAAUCAAAUUGCAGUUAGUUUUAUUUAAGUCAAAAUUUACUUAAUUGCUCUUACAUACCAAAUAACUUUUAUACAAUUACACUAUAUAUUUGUUGUGUGUGUUCAUUGUAUGUACUGUAUACAACUCGUACGUUUACUAAUUUUAAUAUUGACCCCAAAAUAUUGUGGCAGCCUUAAAUACUAAUCUGACCCAACUAAAUAUUACUGACAAUACUGACAUGAUUAAAAGAUCGUGAAAAAGCCAUGUUGAUUUUGGACAUAAGAAUUUGAUAUAACUAGGAUGAGAUCUUGCCUUUGAUUUGCGUUAUGCUCAAUAAUUAUCAUAAAAAUGGCAUUAGAAUUUAUCCCACAUAAUAAAUGACAUAAAUCAGACCUUUUUCUUUUACAAUGUAUAGUACUGUGGGGGAAGAUGGGACACCUUUAGUGCAUAAUAUCUAAAUAUUCUGAUCAUGUUUUAAACAAUUAACAAUGGUCUGUGGGAGUCGUGAGGAUAUAGUUUUAUGAUGCCUUAAAUGUUCUUUGUUUACUACUAAAUGGGAUGAGAAAAUAUAAUGAAAAGGUGUCUCAUCUUCCCCCACCCUACUAUAUAUUAUAUAUUGAUCCUCCACAUAGAUAUAACCUGUGUCUUUAUCAAUGCUUAAAUGACUAACCCCUGUGAAAUGAAUUAAUCUGAUCUUGUUGCUGUAAUAUGUAUUGGUCCAUGGAUAUCCAACUAACUUUUUUAUACCUUUUUGUUAUACAUGGAUUUGUAGAUAAUAAUAAUAUGAGCCAAGAUGGAAUCAGCAAUGGGAACCACCCAACUGCAAGCCUGGAAGUCUCUCAAGCUCGCUGUCGAUAAAUAUUCGCAAAGCACUGGAGCGGAGGUUGCCGUGGCAACAACAUACUUUGCUGACACAACCGACAACCAUCUUUCGUUUAAUCAAUCCAAACCUAAAACUACGGUUUACGGCCACGGAAGUUUGUUGUUCGAAGUUCGGAAGAUUGUUGAAGUCCCAGGUGCAUCCAUGCGCGACCAGCAAUGGAUAAUUCCCGAGAAAAAUGUUGAUAAUGCCGAUGUCAUCAACGCUCAGCAAAUUCCAAUAAAUCCAAAACUUCACCAACAAUCUGUUUCAAGAUCUCUUGCUUCAAGUUUUCGAACAUUAAAGUUGGAUUCCCACCCAAGCACUUUGGCACAUGGUUCAUCAGGUUCGGCUUGUAUAACACCACCUUCCAUGCAAGAUAGUCCAGCCCAUGAAAUAAAAGACAAACCAGGCACUGGCCGAAGAAAAUCAAAGCAGAAAAAGUCAAAGAAACAGAAUUUGUCGGAAGAUUUUGAACUCGAUGAUAAUUUGCUGUUUGAUGAGCAUGAUGAGGAGCCCUCUAGUGACGAUGAGUCCGAGGAUUCCGAUGAAAGUGAAGAAGAUCCUCGCCCAUUGAGGUUUGGUCGCUACCAUGCCCCACCUAGUGGGAGGAUGCUGCAACAGAAUCUUCUCAGCCAAGAUCAGUUCGCGACGUCAUUACCUGUUAAUAUUAAUUUGAACUGGGGUAACCGAACCGACGCCUCUCGUUUCCGUGCCAACCAGGGACCACACCCCCCAACUUUCGACCAAUCAAAACUCGUUACAUCUGGACCGAAAAUCGUUCGCGCUGACAAGACACCCCAGUUAGACACAAUGAUGGCAUCAAUGCAAGCGCUCGCUCGAAGUGUAACCGAUGACUCAGCGCUUAUUUUUGGCGAUCGACCACGUCCACGAAUUCAUGAUGAGUCAGGAUUCAAAGGAAACAUGAAGUUUUAGAUAUCGGUGGGAAUCUAUGAUGUAACAAUGCCACUAUAGUGGUGAAACAAAGCUCAUUAUUGUGCUUGUCUCAAGGUACUUUUGUUAAUGUUCCAUUUUUUGUUUGUUCAUUGUUUUGUCAUAACCAGAACUGUUUGUGGUGCUAGUGUUAUAGAAAUCAUAAAAAUAUUAGAUUCCGAAAGCCCCGUUUUGGUUUAAGUUAUCUCAUAUUCUCAUGUUACACAGAACUUAAUUUAAAUUUGAUUUGCAAUAUUUCGGUUUAUUUAUUACCUCAAAUUCUUAGUUAAAAUUUGAGUAGUUCAAUGUUUGCUACAUGUUUUGUGAAACUAUUAAAAAAGUAACAAAAAAAAUUAAACUAAUCACAAAAAAAACUCAUAAAUUUAAUGUUUUCUUAGAAUCUGACUGUUUUUUUGUCUAAUUUAAAUUUGCUGAACAAUUUAUUAAAUUGUGAUAGAUCAAAUUAAGGCACGUCGUAAAUUGUGUUUGUUUUAUCAUAGUGCCAAUUAUGUGAUAUUUCUAUGACAUCACAAUCACCUACCUUUUCAUAAAUAUAAAGUUCAAUAAAUGGUUUGUUUGUUGAUGCAA